Molecule: messenger RNA, 984 nt
Organism: Cordyceps fumosorosea ARSEF 2679
Lineage: Eukaryota; Fungi; Ascomycota; Sordariomycetes; Hypocreales; Cordycipitaceae
Exons: 2
Coding region: 1-984 (327 amino acids)
Biological process (GO): dephosphorylation
Molecular function (GO): phosphoprotein phosphatase activity
Source: RefSeq, a predicted model, not a curated record
AUGGGCCUCGACAGCGAUACCAUCGACAAGCUCGUCCAUACCGACGUUCGAGAUGUUAUCCCGAAAGAAGACUUGAACAAGUUCGAGGCGUCUGGGCUGUUUGAGUGCUUGAACAUCCUCAACCUGCGCGAUGCCGGCAAGGUACCUGGGAGCCGUAUCCCGGAGGGCCGCGUGUUCCGCUCUGGCGCGCUCCCUCACGACGACAAGUCAGUGGAUUGGAUUUCCAAAAAUGCCGACUGCGUUGUUGACCUCCGCCGCCGCGACGGUUCCGAAGGCCCGAAGGACCCCAUAAUCGACGGGAUCAAGGGCAUCUGCGAGGACACACUCCCUGGAGACUACGAGAAGAUUGCGCUGGAAAACUUUACAUCUGAGGAAGAUGCCGCCGCCAGCUGGCGAGAUCAUUACAUGGAUAUUGCAAGAAGGUACAGCCCGGCGUUCCGGGCUACCCUCGAGUACAUCCGCGACUACCGCGGCAAGCGACUCCUAAUACACUGCCUUCUCGGCCGCGACCGCACGAGCGUCCUCCUCGGCCUGCUACACCACCUCGCCGGCUCGAACCCCGAGGCCGCGCGCCGCGACUACAUGCUCUCGCGCAUCGGCUGUGAGUUCAAGCGCUGCAUGGUGUUCAAGUCUGCCAUGGUCAUGGUUGGAAUCACGGACCCAGACACACCAGGCUUCGACAACCUCAUCCAGCUGCGGCGCGCCUACUGGGACGCGUUCGUCGAAGCGCUCUCCGAGAAAUUCGGCGGCUGGGACGGCUACGCCACGUCGCGUGAUGGCCUGAACUUCUCCAAGGAAGACCUCGAGAAGAUCAAGGACAACCUGACAGCCCCGCCGUCGAACCGGGACGGCGAUGCCCCCUCGCGUGAUGGCCUGAACUUGUCCGAGGAUGACAUCAAGAAGGCAUGGGACGACCUGGACUCGUCCGAGGAAGGCGCCAAGAAGAUCUGGGACCUGAACUUGUCCUGUCCGAGGAAGACCUAA